GUUAGUUCGUAACUUUUUUCUCUCCCUAUAAUAAUAAUAUCUCCAACUAACCUCAUUCUCAUCUACCCACGAAAAAAAAAGAGAAUAAACUAAGAAAGAAACAAAAAGAAAAAUGUCAUCUUCUUCAUCAAGAAACGCCUUUGAAGAUGGCAAAUACAAAACAGAUCUAUUAACCUUGGACUCAUCAUCUCGCUGCUGCAAAACGACGCCAUCUCCGCCAAAACAGCUGUUGGUGGCGACGCCAGUGGAGGAAGGAGAAUACCCGGUGCUGAUGCUCCUCCAUGGUUACCUUAUCUACAACUCCUUUUAUUCUCAGCUUAUGUCGCACGUCUCUUCUCAUGGCUUCAUCCUCAUCGCUCCUCAGUUGUAUAGUAUCGCCGGACCGGACAUAAUGGAUGAGAUUAAAUCAACGGCGGAGAUUAUUCAUUGGUUAUCCGUCGGAUCACUUAACCACUUUCUUCCAGCACAAGUAAUACCAAACCUAUCAAAGUUCGCACUCUCAGGCCAUAGCCGCGGAGGCAAAACGGCAUUUGCGGUCGCUCUAAAGAAAUUUGGGUACUCCUCGGAUCUAAAGAUCUCAACAUUGAUCGGUAUAGAUCCAGUUGAUGGAACAUGGAAAGGACAACAAACCCCUCCUCCAGUUUUGGCUUAUGAACCAAACUCAUUAGACCUAGACAAAAUACCGGUACUUGUCAUAGGUUCGGGGCUUGUUGAAACCUCUCGGAACUCACUGUUUCCACCAUGUGCGCCUCCUGGAGUGAACCACGAAGAGUUCUUCCGGGAAUGCCAAAGUCCAGUGUGGCAUUUCGUUGCGGAGGAUUACGGGCAUUUGGACAUGCUUGAUGAUGAUACAAAAGGGAUUAGGGGGAAGAUUCUUUACUGUUUGUGUAUGAAUGGUGAAAAGAGAAGGCCAAUGAGGAGAUUUGUUGGUGGAAUUCUUGUGUCGUUUUUGAAGGCUUAUUUGGAAGGAGAUGACUUUGAAUUGGUUAAGAUCAAAGAUGGGUGUCACAAGGGUCUUCCAAUCAAAAUUCAAGAGUUUGAGGUUACCAAGUAAACAUUAGUUUUUCUUUAGGGGCUGAUUUUCCUAUGAGUUAUUUACGAAAAGAGCACAGACAAUAAACAAAUCUUCCGAUCAAGGUACUCAGAGUACUUAUCUUCGCAUUCAGGUAUUCCUCCCGUGUACAAAGACUAUCCUAUCCCUACGAUUGUAACCAUAUCACUCGUCUCUCAAACUGAUACUCCCACUCAAAUAGGGAAAUAACUAAUUUUUUUUGGUUCGUUUGUCCGACUAAAUGUUUAUAUUAACUUUUUAUCCGCGGUAAAUUAUAUGACCAUUUAUUUGCUAUA
Molecule: messenger RNA, 1347 nt
Organism: Camelina sativa (false flax)
Lineage: Eukaryota; Viridiplantae; Streptophyta; Magnoliopsida; Brassicales; Brassicaceae
Product: chlorophyllase-2-like
Biological process (GO): chlorophyll catabolic process
Molecular function (GO): chlorophyllase activity
Source: RefSeq, a predicted model, not a curated record